AUGCAGGCCCAAGGCUCCCCUUACGAGCUGAAGGAGAGCCCGGGGGUGCAGCACCCAGCCUUCCCUGCCCACCACCACCCCCAUCAUCCCCACCACCCGGCCUUCUACCCUUACGGCCAGUACCAGUUCGGCGACCCCUCGCGGCCCAAGAACGCCACCCGCGAGAGCACCAGCACCUUGAAGGCCUGGCUGAACGAGCACCGCAAGAACCCUUACCCGACCAAAGGCGAGAAGAUCAUGCUGGCCAUCAUCACCAAGAUGACCCUCACCCAGGUCUCCACCUGGUUCGCUAACGCUCGACGGCGGCUCAAGAAGGAGAACAAGAUGACCUGGGCCCCGAGGAGCAGGACCGACGAGGAGGAGGAGGAGGAAGGCCACUCUUUCGGCAGCGAGGAGGAAGAGGAGGAAAAGCGGGGCCACGAAGGAGAGGAAGAAGAGGAGGAGGAGGAGAUCGACUUGGAGAACCUCGACGGGGAGGACAAGGUUGGACCACUCCUUUUGGACGCAGCAGAAGAGGAGGAUGAGGAGGAUGAGGAUGAUGAGGAAGGCAGUCUUAUGCUGCCCCCCGACGGCACCCAAGCCGUCCCCUCCGACACUUCCGACGGCACCAGGUUGGCUUUCCCGGACUUGCCCGGGAAAUGCUUCCUCCAAGCCGCCGAAGAAGCCCGGCAAUGUCCUUCCAUGCCUCCCCAGCCUUCUCCUUCACCUCCUCCUCCGACGGAGCCCCCCAGCAGCCCCCCUCGACCCCCGCCACUACCUCCUCCUCCGGCCCCCAAACCCAAAAUCUGGUCCUUAGCCGAGACGGCCACCAGCCCGGACCUUCGCAAAGCGGAGCCUCCAGCAGCAGCAGCAGCAGCAGCAGGAGGAGGAGGACUUUCCCCGACGGCGGCCGCCAAUGCCUCCUCCGCCGCUUCUCCGCAGAGCCUCCAGUUGGUGGCAGCGGCCCACAGACUGGUGGCUUCGUGCCCCUUGGGCAAGUUUGCCUCCUCUUGGCCCGGGAGGCCCUUCUCGGCCCAUCAUCCCCACCAUCACCACCACCACCAUCAUCCCCAUCAUCACCCUCUGAGUUUGCUGAACACUCCUCACCUUCUGGGACUGGCCAAUGGAGGGUCAUUGUCGGGGGGCUCUCGUCCCGCGGAUCAGGACCAGAGUCCAGAGGUCUCUGCUGGAGGAGGAGGAGGAUCAGGGACAGAUCCAUCUAGUGUCUUGGAAGUAGAGAAAAAGUUAAUAAAGACAGCUUUCCAACCAGUUCAGAGGCGGCCUCAGAACCAACUUGAUGCAGCUAUGGUUCUAUCUGCGUUGUCAUCAUCAUAAUUAAUUUUUU
Sceloporus undulatus (fence lizard) is the source of this 1324-nucleotide messenger RNA. RefSeq names its product iroquois homeobox 3 (gene IRX3). The record is from RefSeq and is a predicted model, not a curated record. Gene Ontology annotation, cellular component: nucleus. The coding region runs from base 1 to 1314 and encodes 437 amino acids. The transcript is spliced from 4 exons. Gene Ontology annotation, biological process: neuron differentiation; cell development; regulation of transcription by RNA polymerase II. Gene Ontology annotation, molecular function: RNA polymerase II cis-regulatory region sequence-specific DNA binding; DNA-binding transcription factor activity, RNA polymerase II-specific. Lineage: Eukaryota; Metazoa; Chordata; Lepidosauria; Squamata; Phrynosomatidae.